AUGGUAUACCACAAGGUCCAACAAUCCUUUAGAGCCAUCGAUAUGUCAAGCAAUAAGUUUGUUGGAGAGAUUCCAGAAUCUGUUGGAGAUCUAAGAGGGCUUCAUAUGCUUAAUAUUUCCAAUAAUAUUCUCACUGGACACAUUCCACCAUCUCUAGGGAAUCUUACAAGGCUAGAAUCAUUAGACCUUUCUCAAAAUAAGCUUUCAGGGGAGAUUUCACAACAAUUAACACAACUUACUUUUCUUGAAUGGUUCAAUGUUUCUCAUAACAAUCUCACUGGCUCUAUACCACAUGGGAAACAAUUUGACACAUUUGAAAAUAGUUCGUUUCAAGGAAAUUUAGGCUUGUGUGGGAAUCCAUUAUCAAAGAAAUGUUGGAAUUUUGAUUCUUCACCACCUUCACCUUCAAUUUCUGAACAAAGUCAGGACUCAUCUGGGUUUCUCUUUGAUUUUGGUUGGAAAAUAGUUCUUGUUGGGUAUGGAUUUGGACUUAUCAACGGAGUGAUAAUUGGCAAUAUUGUGGUAACAAAAAAACAGGAUUGGUUCAUGAAGACCUUUGGAAUGAAGCAAUGGAGACGAAGGAACAUGAGAAGGGAACCUAGAAACUGA
This is a messenger RNA of Quercus robur (English oak), 609 nucleotides long. Its product is annotated as receptor-like protein 9DC3. The record is from RefSeq and is a predicted model, not a curated record. Gene Ontology annotation, molecular function: protein binding. Bases 1 to 609 code for a protein of 202 amino acids. The transcript has a single exon. Lineage: Eukaryota; Viridiplantae; Streptophyta; Magnoliopsida; Fagales; Fagaceae.